Messenger RNA from Spinacia oleracea (spinach), 2318 nucleotides. RefSeq names its product nucleobase-ascorbate transporter 1. Gene Ontology annotation, molecular function: transmembrane transporter activity. Gene Ontology annotation, biological process: transmembrane transport. Lineage: Eukaryota; Viridiplantae; Streptophyta; Magnoliopsida; Caryophyllales; Amaranthaceae. The coding region runs from base 313 to 1869 and encodes 518 amino acids. Gene Ontology annotation, cellular component: membrane. The transcript is spliced from 14 exons. The record is from RefSeq and is a predicted model, not a curated record.
AGAGCAACAAAACCCAAAAUCCAAAGAAUAAAAUUUCCACACUUUUUCUUACUCUUUCUCUCUCUAACUUUCUAUCUUUUUUUGUUUUUCUUUUAUUUAAAUUCUAACUUUCUAUCUGUUAAAUUAUUUCCACUUUAAUUCUUCAAGAAAAAAAAGAUAUUCUCUCUUCCAUUUCACACUUCUGUCUCUCAGUGUUUCUCUCUCUUCAGUUGGGUUUUUGUCUUUCUCUCUCUUCAGUUGGGUUUUUGUCUUUCUCUCUCUAAACACAGAGUGAAGAAAACAGGGGAACUCUGUUUUUGAAGCUCAUUAACAAUGGCAGACAUUAGUCAUCCUCCCAUGGAACAACUUCAAGACCUUGAAUAUUGCAUAGACUCUAAUCCUCCUUGGGCCGAAACCAUCCUUCUAGCAUUUCAGAACUACAUUUUGAUGCUGGGUACAAGUGUGAUGAUUCCUACAAUGAUUGUCCCUGCAAUGGGUGGAUCUGAUGGUGAGAAGGCACGGGUCAUACAAACUCUCCUAUUUGUGGCAGGGAUUAACACACUCUUGCAAGCAUUGUUUGGGACCAGACUACCCGCUGUAGUUGGAGGAUCCUUUGCUUACCUUAUUCCUGUAGCAUACAUAAUAAACGACUCAUCACUACAGCGCAUUCAGGAUAAUCAUGAUAGAUUUAUUCAAACUAUGAGGGCUAUUCAAGGAGCUCUAAUUGUUUCUUCUAGUAUACAAAUCAUUUUAGGUUACAGCCAGCUUUGGGGCCUCUUUUCACGAUUCUUUAGUCCUCUUGGCAUGGCGCCAGUUGUUGGAUUAGUCGGAUUAGGGUUGUUUCAGCGAGGAUUUCCGGCGCUAGGGAACUGUGUAGAAAUCGGGCUCCCAAUGCUGUUGCUCGUGAUUGGAUUAUCUCAAUAUCUGAAGCAUAUCAAACCUUUGAGGGAUAUCCCGAUAUUCGAGCGAUUUCCUGUCAUUAUUUGUGUUGCGAUUGUAUGGGUUUAUGCCAUUGUCUUGACGGCCGCUGGGGCAUACAGACAUAAGUCCGGACACACUCAGAUCAGUUGUCGUACAGAUAGGUCAAACCUUAUAUCAACUGCCCCAUGGUUCAAAUUCCCAUAUCCUUUGCAAUGGGGCCCUCCUACUUUUGCAGCCGGCCAUUCUGUAGCUAUGAUGGCAUCUGUUUUAGUUUCGAUGAUUGAGUCAACUGCUGCUUAUAAGGCAGCAUCCAGGCUUGCGAUUGCUACCCCCCCUCCAGCUUAUGUUUUGAGUCGAGGCAUAGGAUGGCAGGGGAUCGGAGUAUUGCUUGAUGGUCUCUUUGGAACUGGCACGGGUUCUACUGUCUCUGUGGAAAAUGUCGGAUUGCUGGGGCUCACUCGAGUUGGAAGUCGGAGAGUUGUUCAAAUCUCAGCUGGUUUUAUGAUAUUUUUCUCCACUUUAGGAAAAUUUGGAGCUGUUUUUGCAUCCAUACCGUUCCCUAUAUUUUCUGCGCUAUACUGUGUUCUCUUUGGCCUUGUGGCUUCAGUUGGUCUGUCAUUUCUACAAUUUACAAACUUGAACUCUAUGAGGAAUCUUUUUAUUAUCGGGGUUUCUCUUUUUCUCGGGAUAUCUAUACCUCAAUUCUUCGAUGACUAUUUACCCCAUCAUGGACUUGUCCGGACUAAUGCAGGAUGGUUCAAUGCAUUCGUGACAACCAUAUUCAUAUCAUCACCGACAGUGAGCUUGAUCAUAUCGGUGUUCCUGGACAACACACUAGAUGUAGAAAGGUCGAAGAAAGAUAGAGGGAUGCCGUGGUGGGUGAAGUUUAGAAGUUUUAGAGGAGAUAACAGGAAUGAAGAAUUUUACACACUGCCGUUCAAUCUCAACAGAUUCUUUCCUCCUACGUAGAUUUUGCUGUUGGAAGUUUAAAAAUGAAUGAGAGCAGCAGACACUUUUACAAUCGGCUCUGGUAGUUGUAACUAACCAUGCUGAUUUCAGAUUGUCGAAUGGAUGGAGAUUCAGCAACAACUCAACUGGAUAUAUUCUGAUCGUAAGAACGCUAAACCUUCUAACUUAUCUGGUGUAAUUUUUGGCGGACCGUGUGCAGCAAGGUCCUGGAGGAGUUAGGAUAGUAUAUCAUUCUUCUCAACGCCUUAUCAGGUGUUAAACUGUUAAUGGCAUGCAAUAAAAUUAUACGGAGUAGCAUUUUAGCUUUAGCUAGGCAUGUUUAGCUUUUUGCAAUAUCUAUUUUAAAAUUAUCUAGUUUCCGGCUUGUCGGAAAGAUGCACAAUUGUAAUUUGUAACUGAUAAUUUUAGCUUAACCUAAUUCAAUUAAGAUAAUUCAAUUGAUUGAUUGA